Molecule: messenger RNA, 1835 nt
Organism: Diceros bicornis minor
Lineage: Eukaryota; Metazoa; Chordata; Mammalia; Perissodactyla; Rhinocerotidae
Gene: PSPN
Product: persephin
Exons: 2
Coding region: 1175-1636 (153 amino acids)
Molecular function (GO): growth factor activity; glial cell-derived neurotrophic factor receptor binding; receptor tyrosine kinase binding
Source: RefSeq, a predicted model, not a curated record
UCUGUGCCAGUCCUCCUCUAUGUUUGUGUGGGUUGCCACCACAGCAUGGCUGAUGAGUGUUGUAGGUCUCCGCCCCGGAUCUGAACCUGCGAACCUGGGCCACCGAAGCGGAGUGUGCCAAACGUAACCACCACACCAGGGGGCCAGCCCCCCCGAACUUUCUGAUUUUUGCCACUCUUGCAUGCAGAGCCUCAUCUGAGUUUGAACCCAGUCUCAUCUGCGUGAGAUCAAGCAUCUCUUCAAAUGCACAUAAGCUGUUUGUAUUUCCUCGGCCUCAAAAACUCUCACAAGUUCCUCAGUGCCUGGCACUGUGUUAACAUGAAACGCGUGUCUGCCUGUCCUCAGAACUCCGUGUGGCGGGACUCUGAUUAUCCCCCUUCACAGGUGAGGGAUGGAGGCUCGCUUCCCCGGGUCACGGGGCCGGGCGUAGAAGUCCCCAGAACAUGCUGCUGCCCCCAAGACCCAGUGGGGCUCAACCUGCCCUCCCGCCCUGAUACUCUUUGACCCCAGGAUGGGGCUGGAUCCCAGGGGCCCUCAGGUUGGCCUUCUAGAGACAGGAGUCCCUGCAAGGUGAGCUUCCCGCCCCCUGUGUCCCAGCUCUUGGCUGUCCCCAGGCCUCACCCUUUUCCUGUUUUGACGCUGGCCCAGCCCAGCCCGGAGACAGGGGCAUGAUAGCUUAAUCCUCCAGGAGGGGCCAUGAUGGAGGAUUCUGUCAGCUCACCCACCUGCCAACCUGCCUCUUCCCUGCACACAUGACCACUCCACCUGGUGCACGACGCAGGGUCUCCUGAGCCCCAGCACCCUGCCUGAGUGGGCAGAGUCCCCCCGUGGGAGUCCCUCAUCUCUCCCUCCAGACAGCAGGUGGGGUGGGCGCUCCAGGUGCCCGCCCUGUGUUCAGCCCUGGCUGCCGCCGCCACACUCGUAAAUCAGGGGGCGGAGGGGGUGUCGGAAAUGGGCCUGUGGAAUGUCUGGAUGAGGUGGGGGGGCCUUUAACUCUUAGAAGCACGGGGUGUGGGCCUGCCUGGCCCCAAAGAUGCAGGAGAUGAGCUGGCGUGGGACAUGGGGGGCCUCGUCCCCGUGCAGUGGCCGGCAGCGAAGAGGUUAUUUCUUCAGCCCAGGCAGAGGAUAAAUUGAGGGCUCGGGGCGUCCCCAUCCUCAGGACCUGCCCGUCAGAAUGGCCACAGGAAGCGUCGUGCUCGGCUCUCUGCUGCUUCUGCUGCUGCAGCUGGGCCUCGGCGGGGACCCUGGUGCUCGGGGGGCUCCAGUGGCGGAGGGAGAGCUCCUGUCUGAGCCAGCGGCAAAGAGAGGGACCCCAAAGCCACAGCUGGGUGCCCGCCUGCGCCGAGCCUCGGCCAGCCCGUGCCAGCUGUGGAGCCUGUCCCUGCCCGUGGCAGAGCUGGGCCUGGGCUACACGUCGGAGGAGACGGUCAUCUUCCGCUACUGUGCUGGCAGCUGUCCCCGCGGCGCCCGCACCCAGCACGGCGUGACGCUGGCCAGGCUCCGGGGCCAGGGCCGAGCCCACGGUGGGCCCUGCUGCCAGCCCACCCGCUAUGCCGAUGUGGCCUUCCUCGAUGACCGCCACCGCUGGCAGCGGCUGCCCCAGCUCUCGGCGGCUGCCUGCGGCUGCGGUGGCUGAGGAUGCCCGGCCUGGGGCCCUGCAGCCGCAAGAGGAGCUCUGCUGACCUAUUUAUUGCAGAUCUGGACGCCGAGAAGACGAGACGGGGAGGUGGGCUGGGGCCGCCAGCAAGGAGCACAAUAAAGAAAAUUGCUCCUGCAGCCUCGUGACUGUGUGUUCAGCCAGGAUGUGCCUGAACCCUGCCACCUUAGCUCCCGAG